UUUUUUUUUUUUUUUUUUAAAUCACAAGGGCGUGGGUCAGCCUCCCCUAGGACUUCAUGUCUGUAUAUUUCCCCAUUCACUGCCCUGACUAUCUGAGAUCGGCUGAGAUGGCUGAGGUCAUGAUGAACACCCCAUCCAUGGAAGAGAUUGGCCUCAGCCCCCGGAAGGAUGGCCUUUCCUAUCAGAUUUUUCCAGACCCGUCAGACUUCGACCGUUGCUGCAAACUGAAGGACCGCCUGCCCUCCAUCGUGGUGGAGCCCACAGAAGGGGAGGUGGAGAGUGGGGAGCUCCGAUGGCCCCCCGAGGAAUUCCUGGUCCAGGAGGAUGAGCAGGACAACUGUGAAGAGACAGCGAAAGAAAAGAAGGAACAGUAGAGUCCCUGCAGGCUCGCCCGGGUCGUGCCAGCCAGCAUACCUGAACUGUUUUUCCCAUCGUGAUGGAAGAAGAGAGUGAGCCACAAUCAUUCUGAAAAAUGUCAAAUGAGGCUUCCGGUUUGCACCUGAAAAAUCACCAAGUCCGUUUUCUUUUCUUGUCUUUUUUUUUUUUUUUUUUAAAUUCGUUGAGCAAUGGAGCCCUCUGACAACUUGCAAGGCUGAGAGAGGAAGCUGCUGAGAACAGGGGUGGGGGUGGGGGUGUGGGAAAGGGGUGCUGCUUCUGAGAUCCCUAUCUGAACUCCAGUGCCAGAGGCAGUGUGUGUAUGGUGUUGGGGGUUCUGGCUGUGGGGGAGCGGGGUGAGCAAAU
Messenger RNA from Peromyscus eremicus (cactus mouse), 741 nucleotides. RefSeq names its product LBH regulator of WNT signaling pathway (gene Lbh). Gene Ontology annotation, cellular component: nucleus. Lineage: Eukaryota; Metazoa; Chordata; Mammalia; Rodentia; Cricetidae. Gene Ontology annotation, biological process: positive regulation of DNA-templated transcription. The transcript is spliced from 3 exons. Bases 57 to 374 code for a protein of 105 amino acids. The record is from RefSeq and is a predicted model, not a curated record.